AUGGUGGUAGAGGAGGACACAAAGCUCCGUGUCCGCGACAUGGAGACACCGGGGAGGAUAGUCCUCACACCGGACGCCCUGGACUUCACCGUGGAAAACGUAGAGAAGGCACUCCAUCAACUUUACUAUGACCCAAACAUAGACAAUAAAAACUUGGCACAGAAAUGGCUGAUGCAGGCCCAGGUCUCACCUCAGGCGUGGCAGUUUUGCUGGGUUCUUCUCGGCCCGGACAAGGUGCCAGAAAUCCAGUACUUUGGUGCCAGUGCCCUCCACACCAAAAUCUCCCGGUACUGGUCAGACAUUCCCACAGACCAGUAUGAGUCUUUGAAGAGUCAGUUGUUUUCACAAAUCGCCUGCUUCUCCAGCGGCUCCAAGAUGGUGCUGACCCGGCUCUGUGUUGCCCUGGCCUCUCUGGCCCUGAACACAAUGCCUGAAGCCUGGCCUAGUGCCGUGUCGGAGAUGGUGCGGGUGUUUCAGGAGGAGAAUGGUGGUGUGGACGGGCGAGCGCGGUGCCUCGCUCUGCUUGAGCUGCUCACGGUGCUUCCUGAAGAGUUUCAAACCAGCCGGCUACCGCAGUACCGUAAGGGACAGGUUCGGUGUGCCUUGGGCAAUGAGUGGGGGUCAGUGAGUCCUCUGCUUCAGCAGCUGCUGCGAAGGUCGGAUAGUCCUGGGGCAGUGAAGGCCCGCGUGCUGCGCUGCCUGUCGUCCUGGGUGCUGCUGGAUGUGCCUAUAAACGAGAGCGAGAGCCUGGUGCACGACUGCUUCAGCGCCUUGUCUGACCUGGAGCUAUUCGACACAGCUGUAGAGGCAAUAGUCAAUGCCAUCUCACAGCCUGACUCCCAAAGAUACACAAACACUUUACUGAAAAUGGUUCCCCAAGUGCUCGCCCUUCAGGACCAGCUCCGAGAAGCAGUACAAACUGGAGACAUGGAGACGUGUCAUGGUAUUUGCAGGAUCGCUGUCACAUUUGGAGAAAACCACUCCAGAACUCUUCUGGAGCAGGUGGACCAUUGGCAGAGCUGUCUGGCUUUAGUCAAUAUGAUCAUGUUUUGUACUGGAAUCCCAGGCCACUAUCCAGUUAAUGAAACCACCAGUUCGCUAACAUUAACAUUUUGGUACACAUUACAAGAUGAAAUCAUGUCUUUCGAGUCAGACAAGCAGACAGUGUAUCUGCAGGUCUACAGGCCGGUCUAUUUUCAGCUGGUGGAUGUGCUGCUUCAUAAAGCACAGUUCCCCUCAGACGAGGAGUACGACUCGUGGUCCUCAGAUGAAAAGGAGCAGUUCAGAAUCUACCGGGUGGACAUCUCUGACACACUCAUGUAUGUGUACGAGAUGCUUGGUGCUGAGCUGUUGAGUAAUCUCUAUGACAAACUAGGAAGGCUGUUGACAAACACUGAACAACCCACAUCAUGGCAGCACACAGAGGCUUUGCUCUAUGGCUUCCAGUCUAUAGCAGAGACAAUAGAUGUGAAUUACUCCGAUGUCAUUCCUGGGCUAAUAGGACUAAUACCCAGAAUAAACAUCAACAAUGUGCAGCUUGCAGACACAGUUAUGUUCACUAUUGGUGCUCUGGCAGAGUGGUUGGCAGACCAUCCAGUGAUGCUCAGCAGUGUGCUGCCUUUAGUGCUCCAGGCUUUGGGAAACCCAGACCUUUCUGUAUCUUCAGUUUCUACUCUUAAAAAAAUCUGUAGAGAAUGCAAAUAUGACCUGCCACCCUACGCAACUAAUAUAGUGGCUGUUUCUCAGGAGGUGCUUAUAAAACAAAUACACAAGACAAGUCAGUGUAUGUGGCUGAUGCAGGCUCUUGGCUUCCUGUUAUCAGCUCUCCCAGUGGAGGAGAUCUUGAGGAACCUUCACUCCCUCAUCACCCCCUACAUUCAGCAACUCGAGAAACUGGCGGAGGAAACGCCAAAUCCGUCAAAUAAACUUGCCAUUAUCCACAUCUUGGGUUUGUUGUCAAAUCUGUUUACGACGCUGGACAUCAGUAAACAGGACGAUGACUCAGUGGACAGCUCUGCGCCUCCUGUCAAGUCCACACCACAACCACCUGGUCCCAACCCGGUUGUAGUUGUUUUGCAACAGGUUUUUGCUCUUAUACAGAAAGUACUCAGCAAGUGGCUCAAUGACUCGCAGGUAGUAGAGGCGGUGUGUGCGAUCUUUGAAAAGUCAGUAAAGACUCUGCUGCACGACUUUGCCCCGAUGGUUCCUCAGCUCAGUGAGAUGCUCGGACAGAUGUACAGCACCGUCCCUCAAGCAUCAUCCUUAGAUCUCACUCGACAGAUGGUACACAUUUUUGCCAGUGAGACGAACCACUUCCCGCCCAUCAAGGCUCUGUUUGAGCAUGUUACCUCUGUAACAUUGUCCAUCUUCCAGCAAGGACCCAGGGAUCAUCCUGAUAUUGUUGAUUCAUUUAUGCAACUCCAAGCUCAGGCUCUCAAGCGAAAAUCCGAUUUAUACUUGUCUGAAAGUCUGGAUAUAAAGGCGGUGUUCCACUGUGGAGUCCUGUCGCUGAAGUUCCCAGAGGCUCCAACUGUCAAGUCGACUUGCUUCUUCUUUACUGAACUAUUACCCCACUGCUAUGAUAUUCCCCCAGUGGCUAGGGUUGUUGAGCAAGAGGGUAAACUUUUACUCCAGGCAGUGUUAGAGGCCGUUGGGGGCGCAGCAUCUCGUAGCCUUAUGGACCAGUUUGCAGAAGUGCUCUUUGCCCUGAACAAGCACUGCUUUGCACUCCUCAACAUCUGGCUGAAGGAAGCGCUGCAGCCGCCUGGCUUUCCCUCUUCACGGGUCACAACUGAACAGAAGGAACGCUUCUGUCAGCAGAUACUCAGAGAACGUGUAAACAAAAGGAAGGUGAAGGAGAUGGUCAAGGAGUUUACUCUACUGUGCAGAGGGCUUCAUGGGACAGAGUACGCUGCAGAAUACUGA
Messenger RNA from Knipowitschia caucasica, 2925 nucleotides. Lineage: Eukaryota; Metazoa; Chordata; Actinopteri; Gobiiformes; Gobiidae. The record is from the annotation of a GenBank genome assembly.